Molecule: messenger RNA, 3267 nt
Organism: Neopelma chrysocephalum (saffron-crested tyrant-manakin)
Lineage: Eukaryota; Metazoa; Chordata; Aves; Passeriformes; Pipridae
Gene: IL12RB1
Product: interleukin 12 receptor subunit beta 1
Molecular function (GO): protein binding
Source: RefSeq, a predicted model, not a curated record
UUGAGUUGCUUUCUCUUUUGUUUCUGGUAAAAGUGAGGCAGGCACUCACGUCUCACGCUCUGACCUGCCUGGGAACAGCCACCCUCCGGCACGGUCUGAGCAGAAGAGGAAACACCAGGCGCGGGAAGCUGUGCUGAACACAGGGGCUGCCACCACGCCUGAGAGGGGCACUCACUGGGUGCUGGGGGAUUGGGCAGCCAGGAAGGGCAGGGAAGCCCUGAAUCCGGAGUGGGACACCCCGGGUGGGCGAUGCUGGGGUGGCUGCUGGCGGCGCUGGUGGCACUGGCGGCGGGCGGCACCGUCACAGCCCAGAACUUCUCCUGCUGGAAGAAAUGCAACUCCCUCAACUCUUUCCACUGCUCCUGGUCACCCCUCGGCCCUGCCGGCAACACCUCCUACUCCCUGAACCUCUGCUGGCAGCACAAAGGGUGUAGCCAGUUUGAUGCACACAAGAUGACAAACUACAAACUGCCACAUCGCAAGCUGUACAUCUUAAACAACGCUGUGGCCUGGGUGGAGGCAAGCUGGGAGGGCCACUUCCACAGGACCCCCAAUAUCACAUUUGUCUUCAAUGAGGCCGAAAAGCCAGAUCCACCUCCCACACCGGUGCCCUUCUCCAAGACCGGCGGCCAGCUGAGGCUGCGGGUGCCACAGCCACAGUGCUCUGGCAUGGACCAGCCAGCAGAGCGGGAGGCUCGAUCCUGGAGGGCAGGAGACAGCAGCUGGACACAGGUAAAAAUGCUGUUUGCUGGAGCUGGGACAGUUGGGAGCACCGUGGCAGCCCGGGGAGUGUGGGGGCUCAGUGAUGUCACCGACCCCCCCCCCAAACCCAGCUGUGCCCCAUCUGUUUCGCUGCAUUAUCGGCUCUGCCUCAUCUUCUGGCCAUGGGAUCCUGCUGCUUCCCAUAACAGGAUCAGGCCGUGUAACAUACUGGUUUUACUAGGAGGGUGUCUUCAUUCCCAGUUUUCUCUACAGGUGGAAUGUACGACUGUGAUGGUGAAAGAUGAAGAUGACUCAGUGAACUGUACCCUGAAGGGGAAUGGCACCUUUGUAGUCCAGCUACGGCAAAAGACCUGGAGCAGCUACUGGAGUGACUGGAGCAGCAACAUCUCUGUUCCCGAGGAAAUCCUGGAGAGCCCAGUGCUGAGCCACCAACUGGAAAAACUAGGAAGAGAUGGGCAGCGGGUGCUGAGGCUGAGCUGGCAGGUACAGCAGCAUCCCUGGGGACCCUCCUGAGUGUCCCCGCCACCAUUUCAUCCCCCACUCCCUCCCCAGCCAGUCCUCAAGGGACAAAGGGAUGUCAACUACACACUGCAUGCCCACAUGCCGGCGUGUGGCUGUGCUGAGCUGGAUGAGGAGGAUGUCGUGGUGCUGGGGUGGGAGGUGAGGGAGCACAACCUCACCCUGUCUGGAGCUGAAUAUGAAAUCCUGCUGAGGGCCGUCAACGCCGCCGGGCCGGGGCCGGCGUCACAGCUCCACGUGCCGGCAGAGCAGCAUAGAGAUCUCAGCUUCAAGGAUGUCAGCGUGGCCGGUAGCACCGUGACGGCACGAUGGGAAGCACCAAUCCCGGGCGAGGCCUAUUGCUUCGAGCAGCAGGUCCUGGCAGAAGCCCCCCAACAGGGUGUCUGCAUCCAAGAGGAAUUCACUGCCAAGAGCAUCCACGUGGAGAAAGGAGCACUGGGAGCGCCGGCGUGUCACCGCCUCGCUGUGCACGGCUGGGACCCGGAGCAGGGCUGGGCCACCUUCGCCCUGUGGCACCACUAUGCCAACAACGAGUCGCUGGACGUGCCCAUCAAUAUCAGCAGCGGAGAUGCCGGCGUCGUCCUCCAGUGGAAACCGUCCCCCCGCGCCGCCUGUCCUGGGGUGCUGGCCAAGUACCUCAUCUGCCACGUGGCUGAGAGGGACAACAUGACCUACAGUGAAGCUGACGCCACAGCAGUGAACUACACCCUCCAAAACCUCCAGCCCGGCACAGCCUACAGGGUGGGUGUUCGGGAAGUGACAAAGGAGAGCGAGAGGACCUGCAGUGCUCGGCAGAAAUUCCAUACCAAGGCGUUAGGUCCCCAGGGAGCAGUGUGGAGAGCUAACCUGAAGUACCUGGGCAUCUCGCUCAGUGUCCCCGUCAUGGCUGCCAUCUACCACCUGACCAAAAAGAGGGCUCGCCGCCUCCUCUUCCCACCUCUUCCCAAGCCCGUGGGCACCAAUGCCAUCCAGUUCUCUGCCGGCGAGAAGGGCCAGGGCCAGCCCUGGACAGGCCUCCUGGAGCCCUCGGAGAGGUUCAACCCGGCUGAGCUGCUGCUGACGGAGCUGAAUCCCAGCAAGGAGACAACUGACACCAUCACAGAGACUGAUGUGUCACAGCCCAGCGUGCCACAGCCCAAUGUGUCACAGCCCAGCGUGCCACAGCCCAACGUGCCACAGUCCAAUGUGUCACAGCCCAGCGUGCCACAGUCCAAUGUGUCACAGCCCAAUGUGCCACAGCCCAGCGUGCCACAGCCCAAUGUGUCACAGCCCAAUGUGCCACAGCCCAGCGUGCCACAGCCCAAUGUGUCACAGUCCAAUGUGCCACAGUCCAAUGUGCCACAGCCCAGCCUUGUGACGGAAAAGCCAGCGGAGGUGCUGGUGGUGUGUCCACCAGGCUGUGAGGAGGAGAUGACCUUUGCCUACCGCAGGCAGGAGAUGCUGAGCCCAGUGGGAUUUCCACCACCUGGCAGCACCAGCUGCACUGGGCAUCCACCUGGCGAAGAGGAGGAGGAGGAAGAGGAGGGAAGGCAGGGGCUAUGCCAGCCACUGAUCCCCAUUGCCCUGCUCAUCUCCAACAAAUCCAUCAUCAUCAGGGACCAGGAAGGAUGGGAUCCAUCGCCGGAGAAGUCAGUGCCAUAGCCAUCACCAGGCUGGAGCAGCAGGGAUGGAUGGCAGGAACAGGGUGUCCAGUGGGGUGCUGAAUGUCUGUGUGGGAUGCUGGGUGUCCACCCCAUGGGAUCAUGGUCAAGCCAGCACUUUCAGGGGUUUUUCUGGUUUCCAGGACAAGGAAGGUGAUGUCUCUGGAUUCUGUGUUGCACCAUGCCAGGUUUUAGCCGCACACUUCCCAGCCUCAAUUUUUCACCAGGAAUAAAAACCAAGGGAUGGUGGCUCCAGAGUCUGCCCAGGGCUGAGGGUAUUUCCUCGGCUGGAUCAGGAGGAGAGGCAGAACUUCAUCCCUGCCAGCUGCCACCACUGGGACCAGCAUCCCCUCCAUGGGAUGGGGACGCAAAGCACCAAACACCA